Messenger RNA from Dacryopinax primogenitus, 1546 nucleotides. Its product is annotated as ribosomal protein L1. NCBI's taxonomy places the organism in Eukaryota, Fungi, Basidiomycota, Dacrymycetes, Dacrymycetales, Dacrymycetaceae. The record is from RefSeq and is a predicted model, not a curated record. The coding region runs from base 1 to 1449 and encodes 482 amino acids. Gene Ontology annotation, cellular component: 90S preribosome. The transcript has 3 exons.
AUGGUGGCAGAAACUCUCAUCGACGACCAUGUAUCUCAAGAUCAGGCUUUGUUAGCUGCCAAGGCCCUGGCAGCGUAUGUGCACAAGCAGCAGGAGAAGGAAGAGGACGAGCUUUUACCCCAGAAGCAGGAUGUGGUCUGGCUGGUUGUUGCGACCAAGCGGAUACCCAGAACACACAAAGUGAAGCCGAUUAAGAUACCAUUAAUCCAUCCCGUCAUCGACCCGCGCGAGACAUCCAUAUGCCUACUGACGAAAGACCCACAACGAGAGUACAAAGACCUGAUCGCGGAGCACAAGAUCAACUUCAUCUCUCGCGUCGUGGGGGUAGCGAAGCUGAAAGGGAAACACAAGCCGUUCGAAGCCCGGAGACAGCUGCUCAAGGAGCACGGCUUGUUCUUGGCCGAUCAGCGGAUCGUACCCCUCCUCCCUGCGCUCUUGGGCAAGAUGUUCUUCGAUGCUAAAAAACAACCUGUACCGGUUGACCUGACUGCCAAAGACCUGAAAAAAGAGCUCGCACGUGCCGUCUCCUCCACCUACAUGCACCAGAACGCCGGAACAUGCGUAUCGAUCAAGCUCGGCACCGUCUCGCACACCCCGGAGCAGAUCGUUGCCAACCUCACGAGUGCAUUGCCAGCGAUCGUGAAGCACAUCGAAGGGGAGUGGGAGAACGUCCUGAGCCUGAGUCUCAAGACUGGACGGAGCACGGCUCUCCCUGUUUGGAGCUGCAGCGUAGAGGAGAGGUUUAGCGUUCCGAGCUUGGAUGCGGCGAGGCAGGAAGUCCUAGAGAAGAAAGCGUUGGAGAAGGAGAAGAAGGAGAAGGGAAAGAAACGGAAGGCCGAGGAGACGGCGGCGGAAGAGGGUGGGACAAAGAAACCCAAGAAGGCGGCUAAGAAGGCGGAGGUUGUUGAGGAUGAAGAGGAGGAUGAUGAGGAGUUCACUGGUUUUGGGAACGAUGAGGAUGAUGAUGAUGAUGCGGCCGAAGCUGAGGAAGCAGAAACAGAGCCCCCGGCCCCGCCCAAACCAAAAAAGACCGACACGAAAAAGCCGCGCAAAACAGUGCAAGAAGAAGCCGACCUCGAGCCCCUCUCGCUCGUCUCCAGCGGGAAACCAAAAUCUGCAAAGAAACCCCAGGCCAGUGCGCAUGUGGCCGAAGUUCCAAAACCUGAGAAGAGUAAGAAGAGCAAGAAAUCCGAACCUGCCAUGCCCGCUGCAGCCGAGUCCAAACCCGAGAAGAUAAAGAAGAGCAAGAAACCCGACCAGGAGACAGAGUCAGAGCCCGUCCUCCCCGCUGCGCUCUCUAACCCUAAGCCAGUAGAGAAAGUAGACAAGAAGAGUAAGAAAGGCGGGUCUGUCCAGCGGUUGCAGACGAAGCUUCAGCGGGCGGGGAAGGGGUCUGCUGCUGAGGGAGCUAAGAGGAAGGUCCUGGGUAAGAAGAGGAUCGAUGAUUGACCGCCGCGCGGUGGGGUGGUAGUUGACCUCGGCGGGUUUGGUAGUUUUGUCACUAUCGUGUCAUACGUUUGGAUAGUGGGUAAUAAUCCAUAGUACG